AUGGAGACCCCGGAGUUCAACUCUUCACUCCCUGGUAUGAAAAACUUCGCACCCAAGAUCAUCAAUGACGACCACGGUGCCAUCCGCAACCUGAUCGAGAAGCCAGCUUCGGGCAAUGCGUACCUAGCCAAUGUCUCCUACUUUGAGGAACUAGGCUUUGUCCGCACAAAGGGUCAAACUACCGCAGAGUUUCUCUCCUAUGUCACCGAUCCUGCUCAUCGUGAAGCCACGCCGGGCAGCGUGGCCGCGAACAUGCACACGGCUGCUGACUUCACAGCCUUGUUUAAGAGCUCCCCACACUACAUUAGUCUAGCCCACGAAAUCAAUGAAUCGUUGUCCCAAGGUCACCCGCAGGCCGCCAAGUCAACGAAAACCGCAUCAUUCCACCUGUCCUACCCGUUGCAAGUUUGGGAGUGUCUGCUGCGCGAGAUCCAGCUCGUGCGUGGCCAGGCCAUCAUCCACUACGGGAAGUGGAUCGCCACCAUCAUUUUAUGUCUCAUUAUUGGAAGCGAGUACUUCGACGUCUCGACGAAUGCCCAGGGUGCUUUCUCCCGUGGCGGUCUGAUUUUCUUCGCCCUCAUCGUGAACGGCUGGCUCCAGUUCCCGGAGCUCUUUGAUGCGCACACGAACCGUCCCGUUCUGGAGCGUCAAGCGGCACCGCACAUGUACCGACCGUCAGCGGUGGCUCUGGCUCGAGUCAUCAUUGACUUCCCGCUGAUCGUCUGUCAGACCAGCAUUUUUGUCAUAGUAUUCUACUUUCUGGCAGGGCUACAGGUCAAAGCGGGCAGAUUCUUCUUCUAG
Molecule: messenger RNA, 801 nt
Organism: Penicillium concentricum
Lineage: Eukaryota; Fungi; Ascomycota; Eurotiomycetes; Eurotiales; Aspergillaceae
Exons: 2
Coding region: 1-801 (266 amino acids)
Cellular component (GO): membrane
Molecular function (GO): ABC-type transporter activity
Source: RefSeq, a predicted model, not a curated record